AUGGUGUUGUUCGUUUCGCUCUUCGAUCGAGGAGUCAUCAACAAGUGCCAAGUUUCGAAUCGAAUCCAUCGAAUUGGCUGCGCUUUAUUCGUGAUCAUCCUUUGUCUCUCGUCGAGCGCGUCCUCUCACAUUUUCAAUUCGAGCAGCGGUAACUCGACGUACGUCGAGAGAUGCCGAGCUGAUUGCGCGGUGCACAAGGAUCUUAUAAGUUGCGGCAAGUUCAGGGUCGUCAGGUGGUUGAACGACAUCGCGAGGGAGAAGGAAUUCAAGUAUGGCGCGAUCCGCAUCAUCAGGAUCCCGUCACUGUCGCAGCAACCGGUUAUCCCGAAAUUGCCCGAGUCCCGCGUGUUCAAGAGCGGCAUAAUGGAGGCCUUGAACUUCGCCAGGGACACGGCCGAGGAUCUCAUUGCGAAACGUGCCUUCGUUUACACGAUCGACAACACGGCCUCCUCGGCAAGGAGUUUCGCCGCGAUGCCCAUGAUCGUGGACGAGGAUCAACUCGUCCAGAUGCAGACCAGGGGCAUAUCCGACGCUGCUUGGAGAGGGAUCAAGCACAAGAAGGCACUGAUCCUCCCCCUCUUGAUCCUGUUCAAAUUGAUGAAGCUGAAACUUUGGAUCGUGCCCAUCUUCCUCGCCGUUCACUUCAUCAAAAAGAUUCUAGUGAUCGCGUCGAUCCUCCUCCCGAUACUGUUCACGCGUCUCAAGAUCUGCAAAAUGUCGCAGCCCUAUCAUCAAGCUUACCCCCACCACUUGUGGAGCACAGCCGCCGAAGCGCCGGUCGAUUAUCCGUCAGGAUACGGGGAGGAAAUGUGGCCGUCUCACAGGAACGACUAUCAACAAGGUCCUCCCUAUCUAGCCUACCGUAACCCGUACGGAUGAAGCUGGGAAAAAAGUGCAACGAUCAUCCAAUUCGUGCCGAAUCUCGCUUCGACAAACUCUUCCCUCCUUUCUCUUCGCCAACUUUCCUCUCCGCUCGCUCCUUCUUCUUCUUCUUCUUCUUCUUCUUCUUCCUCUUCUUCCUCUUAAACGAUAAUAGGUUCGUAAUUGUAUUUAGCGAUGAUUAUCGAUCGCUUUCCACCCGGCGAGAAAAUGACUUUCACACGUUGCCAAGUACCGUUACCGUUAUUUGUGACGAGCGCACGAAUCGAG
Messenger RNA from Apis florea (little honeybee), 1149 nucleotides. RefSeq lists its product as uncharacterized. The record is from RefSeq and is a predicted model, not a curated record. NCBI's taxonomy places the organism in Eukaryota, Metazoa, Arthropoda, Insecta, Hymenoptera, Apidae. Gene Ontology annotation, cellular component: membrane.